Messenger RNA from Oncorhynchus kisutch (coho salmon), 9471 nucleotides. RefSeq names its product beta-citrylglutamate synthase B-like. The record is from RefSeq and is a predicted model, not a curated record. Gene Ontology annotation, molecular function: metal ion binding; ATP binding; N-acetyl-L-aspartate-L-glutamate ligase activity. The transcript has 5 exons. Gene Ontology annotation, biological process: protein modification process. Bases 1302 to 2498 code for a protein of 398 amino acids. Gene Ontology annotation, cellular component: cytoplasm. NCBI's taxonomy places the organism in Eukaryota, Metazoa, Chordata, Actinopteri, Salmoniformes, Salmonidae.
GCUAAAUAUGCUGCGGACCGUUAUAAUGUAGGCUGUCGAUCAAUGUUUCGAUUAGGCUACAGCUAAGAAACCCAUUUUGGCCAUACGAUUGUUUAAGCUAUGUUAUAAUUUCUGGCAUUUAUUUCAGCAUCACAACAUGAAGACGGAGGCGUUAGUUUUACCAAACCUCCACGCAGCACCCGGUAUGAACCGGUUUGGGUGAUGCGCGAUCUCGUGGUACUCCACCCUCUUGACAUGCAGUGUAUCACAGCAUCCGCGCGCCCUCGUUGGUCACACCCCUAUGUUAAAGUCACGCAUUCUCAUCCGCACACAUGCCUUGCGAGCCUCCGCAGCAUCAGCCUCCUGAUUGGACAAUAACCCCGGGUACAUUCGUUCUCGUCCGGCGCCCCGGGGUUCAUUUUAGAACCAAUCCAAUUGUGUAAAAUACACGAACUCGGCCCAAUCAGUGUCAUGAGCGAGCUAAAACGAAUGCACAUAUUAAUGCACCCGUUGGUUGACAAGCUGCGAUUGGUCGGUAUGAUGACAUAAACUCGAUUAUCAUUCUCCAUCUAUUUUCGGGGAACGCGGACAAUUUUGUUGUAAACGAAGCGCGUGCUUGAAGAAAAACGCAGAACUGGAAACAAACGUGCACCUUUUCAGCACCCGAUCCUCGUGGAUAGCCGUACAGGUCCAUUCCGCCAACAGCUAAUCAAUCAGACCAAACAAGCGUGGGUAUACAAGCAGCAGACUUCUUUUUUUCGAUAAUCAUACAGCUACCACAAUUGUGUUAUUCAGCCAAGCGGCUGCCGCGUUCACUGGAUAGCAGGCCUAGCUGUUGAAUUCGAUGAGCGGAGGAUUCGAAGCAAUACUGCACAAGCUUUGUUUGCCCUAAAGGGCUGCAAGUGCAACGAGCCAUAGCUAAUACUGCUACAAUUAUUGUUUGUAGAAGAUAAUACAUGCUGAUAUAGAUGAGAACACCCUUAUAAACAGUGUAGUGGAGUUACACAGCCUUUGUCUUGUGGUGCUUAUGAUUCAGCGGGAUGUUGGAUCGGAUGGGACCAGGAAUAACGGCCUGCAAAUGAAGGGACGCAAGUAGAAAUCGAGUAAUUAGUCGACUCCAUCUAAACGAACAGACUCAAUCGUGGUAUUUGCUUUUCCCCCUCCACAUUGCUUGUUCGUGUAGCAGCACUCUAUUGUGUGAGCAUCUUUAUUAUUCCCUUCGCUCUGACCAGGAUCCUGCUAGCUCGCCCGCCGCCCCCUCGGCCACAGCUGUGUAUUAACUACACUUUUUUUUAAUCGGCACGACACAGUUCGAUAUAAACAUGUGUUCUCGAGUUUGGUUUGUGACCGACCGGCGUAUCCAUCAGGAGUAUCCGCAAGUUCAGAUCCUUCGGGCUCUGAAACAGCGAUGCUCCGAGGAGGAUGUUGAAUUCCGCUCUCUUCUCAUGGACCAAAUCGUGCUCACCAUCAGCGAGGGACAAUUAGGUCUGAGGGUCGAGCAGGAGGUGGUGACGUCCUACCCUCAGGUGGCGGUGGUGCGAGUCCCCACCCCCUGGGUGCAGUCGGACAGCGACAUCACAGUGCUACGCCACCUGGAAAAGAUGGGCUGCCGGCUGGUCAACCGGCCCCAGGCCAUCCUCAACUGCGUCAACAAGUUCUGGACCUUCCAGGAGCUGGCUGGCCAUGGGGUCCCACUCCCUGACACCUUCUCCUACGGAGGACACGAGAACUUCCGCAAGAUGAUUGAUGAAGCGGAACCGCUGGGCUACCCUGUGGUGGUGAAGAACGCACGUGGUCACAGAGGAAAGGCAGUGUUCCUGGCCAGGGACAAGCACCACCUGGCCGACCUGAGCCACCUGAUUCGCCACGACGCUCCCUAUCUCUUCCAGGAGUACGUGAAGGAGUCUCACGGCCGCGACGUCCGGGUGGUGCUGGUGGGCGGCCGCGUCAUUGGCUCCAUGCUGCGCUGCUCCACCGAUGGACGCAUGCAAAGCAACUGCUCCCUGGGUGGCGUGGGGAUGAUGUGCCCGCUGAGUGAGCAGGGCAAGCAGUUGGCGGUGCAGGUGUCCAACAUCCUUGGCAUGGACGUGUGCGGCAUUGACCUGCUGCAGCUCAACGACGGCUCGUUCGUGGUGUGCGAGGCCAACGCCAAUGUGGGCUUCAUUGCCUUCGAUCAGGCGUGCGGCAUGGACGUGGCGGGUAUCGUGGCUGACUACGCCCUCUCACUGCUGCCUAGCCGCCUGACACGCAAGAUGUCGCUGCUCUCGGUGGUGUCCAGUGCCAGCGAGACUAGCAGCGAGCCUGAGGUGUGCCCGGCGCCCAGCAACGUACUGCCCGAGGCCGUGUGCAACAUGAGCGUGGGGUCCACUUCUAGUGAGAGCGACCCCGAGCUGGCCGAUACCACCCCGCAGCCCACGAGCCGCCAAGUUGGCCCCAGCCCGGUCCUGCCCAACCUCCCUGACCCGGCCUACAACUUCAACACCCUCCUCGCCAACGAGAUCAAACUAUUGACUGAGUGAGCCGAAUACAGCCACGGCACACAUGCACACUUACACACACAGACACACACAGACACACUUACAAACACACACCUGAACACAUGGCGAUGGACAUUCCUGUUACAGAGCACACACACAAACUCCUAUACACGUUAUACAGGCAGGAUGUUACAUGCGAAAGCAUGAGCUGAACAAACAAAAAUGAAAUGAAAAAUGCCAUGACCACAGAAACUGACAUUACGAACACGCCUUCUCUUACUAACUCCCCCCAUAAACACAGAGAUCUGAGGCUGCUCCCCUGACUCUACUGCUCUUCUCCCCCACUGCGAACAACCCAGUUUUACAACCGCAGGUGGUGGCAGAAGUGGGAUCCAGAAGUUUAGAUGAAUUACUGAAUCUUUUUGUUUUCAAUUGCAUUGUGAGUGUGAGUUGAGUAAGAGCAUUUUUUGGGAGAAUCCUAAAGAGCAUUGCAUACAUCAACACAUAGUCAACCAAGUUUUAUUUGUUUGCACCAAAGAAAACAAGUGAUGGACAACAAUACAGAUAAAACACAUUUAAAACAACUGUUUGCAGGUGUGGUUGGAAGCCCAAGGGCUAAUAUGAAAAUCACGCCAGUCUGUCACCCAAUUAAACUGAACACACUCUACAAAACUGUAUUUUGGAGAAUGAGAAUGAUGCGUGGUCGUCGUUAUAGAUCAACCACUGAGGAAGUAGCCAGGCUUGAUUUACUGCUGGUGAAAUGAAGUGUUUUUCAAGUGAUUUUCUCCAUAACUGGGUGAGGGGUACAUACAGAGGACUAGUUAGACUGCCCACCAGCUCCAUGUAGCAGAGGACAGACCUGGUUCACCGUCACAGGGACUAUUAAGUGCAGAUUGGGGUCAUUUCCAUUUUCUACCUCAGUUAAAUCUGGAAAUGGGAUGAUUGAAAUUGACAAAUAAAAAGAAUCACUGUCACAUUUCAUUCGUAUUAAAUUCACGAAUUGUCUGUAAUCAAAAUGGGACUUACCACCCAAUGCUGACAAGGAGCCCCUAAACACGGGAUCAUUAGAAUAACAAAACUGACCUAGCCCCAUUGCCAAGAGGCACCUUGUAUAGUAACAACACUACACGAUACCCUCUCAAGAGAUUCCAUCUAGAAAUGCAUAAGCAUAGGUCAAGCACAAUUGACCCUGAAACUCUAAAAUCGAGCGCCUUCUGUCACUUGGUUUUCAAGUUAAUGUUUUUAGCGGCUUGUUUUUAUUAGGAUUUUACAAGAACAAUAGUCAAACAGCGACUCUUUCUCUUCAUCUGAAAUAAAGCACUUUAAGAUAAACCGAUGAAUUGCGUGGUGGAACUACAUACUCGGGAGCAGGUUGACGUUUAUUGUCAUGAGGGUUGUCCUGGAGGCAGAACUGAGUGAUUUCCCCUUAAAUAGGCUAGCUGCAAAGUCAAAUUUGUCGAUAAUGUAAAAAUUCAUGAAAAGGAAAAUGUGCUUUUUGGUCUCAAUUUAGGAUUAGAGAUGUUAUGAUUUUGUGGCUGUGCUAUCUAGUGCUAGUGUGCUAGUGACCAUUCUGCAGAGCUGCCUCCAGAACAAUAUUCAUGACGAAAAAACGCUAACCUGAUACUUUGGAGGCAAGUUCAAUCCGUCUAGAAACAGUGCGGAAGCUGUCACUACACCUACAAGAAAAAUAUACCUCAAUACAGAAAACUUCUCACUGCCAUAGAAUAAACUACUUUGAGUCAUACAUAUCAGCCAGCAUCCUUGACUUUACAAGAUGUCCCUCCCUUGAUACAUAGGGCGUAGAUAUACUGUAGUCAAGUACAUUUUUUGUAAAUAAUAAUUUUAGAAGUGUUCAUGCUUACUAGUCUCUGGCUGAUAUGAAAACCAUAAGGGCUGAAAUAACUGCUAACUUUCUCAACUUAAACAUUUUGGUAAACUUGUGUAGAAAAGAUUGGUUUGUACAGAACUGCAAUGUCAGAAAUAAAUGUUUUACAAAAAACACGAGUGCUAACGUUUCUGUGGAUUUGGCUAAAUGUGUUUAAUCAGCCCAAUGUUUUGGCCGGUGAUGAAUUACUGUUUAUUCAACUCAAGUGAGGUAAUCUUCAUAAACCUGUUGUACAAAUAAAAUGCAAAACAAUACUUACUUUUUUUACAGUGUGUUUGAUAGAAUGUUACUUUUUUUAUUCCUCAAAAGGAAAACUUCUCCAGGGAUAUCUGUUGGUUACUUGCGGUAAAUCUACCACUCAGCCUUCAAAAAAUACCUAUCCUCUAGGUAUUAACUUUGGGGCAUCCAUCAUCAACCAAAAAGCAUUCGCUGUAAUCAUCCAAAGCACAAGCCACUCUACUUUGUGCCACUUAGUGACUAGCUACAGCAUAGUGUUGAGGCAUAUAUAUAAAAGGCUUCGAUGUCAAACCGUUGACUAACAUAACUCAGGGAAGCAGCCUUGAUCUCAUCCCCACUCCUAAGGCAUGUGACAUAUCCAUCCUAGCUACAGAUCUGCCUAAAAUGUGUAUUGAUGACAAACAAAAAAGGAUUUGUAACUAUUAAAAGAUGCGUUGUACCAUUAAGGUUAACACUCACUUUUUUUCCUUACUUGUUUUAUAAUGUUCAGUGUUUUUUCCACUAAUUCAUUUCUGGUAUUUUUAAGGAUGUGGUUUGUGUGCACUUAUCUCGUCUCAAAUAAAGUGAGGCCGCUGUGAAGCAUGGUUUUUGUGGGGGGCGAUUUACUAACCAGCUGGAAUCUAAUGGGUCUCCAUGAGGAAGAUAUCCGAGUAUGCCAAAUGUGAACACGGCAAAUCAUUUUUGGGAAAGUUUUAGGGACAAUGCAGUCAAGUAUUUCAGCAAGCUCCACUGGGAGGUAACACCAUUUACAGUACUGUGAUUUGUCCAUCAUUAUGAAAUAUCUAUUUGAGUAAACUGAAUCCCCUGUACUUGAAAUAGGGCCAGGGGGUCUGAUCAUCAAUAAGUCUAAGUCACCAUGCUUCCACAGUUUCUGGGUGACUGGUCUACAAUAGUUGUUGUCCCUUUUAUUUUCCCAAACGUUUGAUGUGUUGUCCUGUAUGUCAAGCCUGUGUCAUUCCACAUGUAUACUUUUUUUUUAAAGAAUGUAAAGAGAAGACAUCCUAGAGUCUAGACCAGGGGGCAAAGUACGGCCCGCCGGGCACUUCAAUCCGUCCCUCGAGACCCCUUUUUUCUCCCCAAUUUCGUGGUAUCCAAUUGGUAGUUACAUCGCUGCAACUCCCGUACAGACUCGGGAGUGGCGAAGGUCGAGAGCCGUGCGCUCUCCGAAACACGACCCAGCCAAGCUGCGCUGCUUCUUGACACAAUGCCCGCUUAACCCGGAAGCCAGCUGCACCAAUGUAUCAGAGGAAACGCCGUACACCUGCCGACCUCGUCAGCGUGCAUGCGCCCGGCCCACCAUAGGAGUCGCUAGAGCACGAUGGGACAAGGAAUCUCGGCCUGCCAAACCCUCUCCUAACCCGGACGAUGCUGGGCCAAUUGUGUUCCGCCUCAUGGGUCUCCCAGUCACGGCAUGCUGUGACACAGCCUGGGAUCGAACCCGGGUCUGUAGUGACGUCUCAUGCACAGCAAUGCAGUGCCUUAGACCGCUGCCACCGCAAAUUGAUUUUAACAAACAAUUGGUCCCACAAGAAAUGCGGCCCUCCAUUGAAAUUCAAAAUCCCGAUGUGGCCCUUGAGCCAAAAAGUUUGCGCACCCCUGGUCUAGACCUUAAUACCAGCCAUAGGAAAGAAUGAAGGGAUUACCAUUUUCUCCAACAUAUGCAUUGUUGAAAUAAUAGUCCUAAUUACUACAUUCAUAUAACCUACAAAGCAUAUCUAGGAUAAUUUACUCUAUGGUUUAGUAUGUGUGUCCAAAAUAACUUUAAAUGCCUUAUCCCAUUUACUUUGUGGAAACUGAUAGGGAAACACUGAAUGAUUCAAAUUUGCCUGAAAAAACGGCCCCCCCUACACACUCUUUAUUCACAAAUAUGCAAAGAAUUGGAAACAUCUUUGGAAAAUGUGGUUGGCGUUGUAAGGCAUGAAAAAUGUUUUUAGCUUUGAUUUCAUCUAUCCGGUCUUUUCUGAUCCGUGUCCACCAUAGGAAGGAGACAAAGAACCAAUUGACGAGAACAGGUUACACUGCCUAUUCUAUAUAUGACAUGGCUAAAGCUAGUAAUUGGUAAGUAAUGACAUGGUCAUGGUUUGAUGAUGUAGCACUCUGUGCAGCCUGUUCUGUACUGAUGUUAAUGUGCUAGUCGGAACAAGGAAAAUUGUAAACUUCCGACUUGCUAACUGGUUGUAGUUAUACAUAUGCCAUGUUAAACCAGUUUGCAAAUCAGACAUUUCCAAGUUUCCUAGUUCACUUGUGGUGAGUGAAGGGUCUGUGACCAUACACAACAACAACACAAUUCAAAGUCACUAUUUAUUUCUGAAUUGCUGCUAAUGUAUAUUUGGCUCAAUUAAGGAAUCCAAUGUGUUUCUGAGUUUAUCAGUCUCUCAACACCUGGUAAUUAAUCUGAAUGCCAAAAACAAGCAUGGAUGUUAAAAUCAACACUAAUAAUACUAGUAGUGAAAUUAUUAACAUUGAUUCUUUGUGUUUUGAUAUAAAGACAUGACUUGUACAUAUGUAGGACUUGAAAGAGUCCUUCAUUUCAUCCAUCAAUGUGUUCAGAAAUGAACCUGAUGUUUGCUCUAAGGUUUACAAUAUUGAUUGAUAUAUUAAAUUGAUCAAUAAAAAACUGCUUCUGUUAUACCACAUUUGUUCAUGAUCUAAUUAAACUUUGUGGGUUAAAAUACUAUUUAAAUAUCUUCCAUAACACAAGAAAUGUCCCUUCAAACCAUCUGUGUGUGAUGAAAUAUUAAAAACUUAAAUGAAAGAAUCUAAAUGGAUAUGACGUUAUGGAAUGCUAAUGUCAUGCCCCUAGUCUGCAGGCUACAGUCAUGCAAGAAUUUUGUUUGAAGAAACAGGGUCAAUCGGUGACCACGUUUACAUGCACACUAAUAUCCCGUUAUUAUUCGGGAUACUCAAGUAUUCUGUUUUUGAGUUGAGGCAUAUAUAAACAUCAUAUCCCAUUUACAAUAACCCGAAAAAGCAUGUAUCCCGGUUAUACGAAACCAGGAUAAGAUGUCUGGGAUAUGCUGAUCUUGGAUGGGAUAAUGUGACAUGUAAACAUCUUAUCCCGUUUACUGUUAUUUUUCGUGGUUUCCGCACAGAGGUAAAUACAGUUUCAGGUUGGAAAUUCGAUGGAUAUUCGCCUGUAGUCUUCCUUACAUCCACCAACAGCAGUUAGGGACCGUCAACAUAGUGACAAAUCACAUUUUUAAAAUUUCAAUAGCUUUUUAACCAUUACUCCUGAAACUUUCAAAAUGGGUUCUAGCUAACCCGAUGGCAUAGACACACAUUGCACACAUUUAUUCUUUGUCGAUUUACAUCUUGCACUAUUUUAAAUGAUUUAUUUACAUUUUUAAUUUCAAUAGCUCAUUGGUCAUGUGACCUACAGGACUCAAACAAGGUUCAGAAUGUCCACUGAAUAACCUUCUAUAUGGCACACCCUUUAAUUUGUCCAUUUUCAUCUCACAUGAUUUUACAUUAAUUUUUCUAAAUGUAAAAUUUCAAUAGCUCCUUGAUCAUGUAACCUAGGGACUUCAAACAAGGUUUAGAAUGUCCACUGAGUGGGCCUACACAUUAGUUCGUCCAUUUUCAUCUCACAUGAUUUUACAUGAAUCAUUCAAAGUGUAAAAUUUCAAUAGUUGCAUGGUCAUGUGACCUAGGGACUUCAAACAAGGUACAGAAUGUCCACUGACUACCCUUCUAUAUUGCACACCAUUUAGUUUGUCCUUUUUCAUCUCACAUGAAUUUUUCUAAAUUUAGAAUGUCAAUAGCUCCUUGCUCAUGUGACCUAGUGACUUCAAACAAGGUUCAGAAUGUUCACUCAGUGGGCCUACACACUGCACACCCUUUAAUUUGUCAAUUUUCAUCUCACAAGAUUUGACAUGAAUUUUUUUUUUUUAUGUAAAAUUUCAAUAGCUCCUUGGUCAUGUGACCUGAUUUCAAACAUGGUGCAGAAUGUACCCUUCUAUAUUGCACACUCUUGUUUGUGUACUGUAAAAUCAUGCGGUGUAAUGUACAUUUCUUCAUAGUUUCCCAUUUCAUUAGCUCCUUGGUCAUGUCAAUUACACACCUAAGAAGCGUGCAGUGGAUAUACACCCAUAUUGCAUAACCUCUUGUCAUGUAUCUUCUAUAUUGUUGCACAUUAAGAUUAAUUUAGGGGGUUCAGUCCAGUGUUGUGUUUACCCUUUUCUUUAAUAUUUAUCUUUAAUAAUUGGUAGUUCUAAGUACUUAUUGUCCCUGUUUUUUAUUUUUCUCCAGUAUUUAACAGCGGUACACAAUAGGAGAGAGACAGAUAAUAUCUCCUUUCGUCGUUAAUAUCAACCAUAAAGGAAAACGGCAAAGUACGAGAGUCAUGUUAUUAAUUGUCCAAAGCAGGGAUGGAGAGUGAGCUAGUGAGGUAGGCUGCAGUGGGUUUGCUGGUCAAUACAUAUACUGAAUAUGUAACCACAGUAAUGGGGGCCAGUAAAUCAAUUAUUAAAAAUGUAAUAUUGACAAAUUAAACAGAAAUUGUAGACCUUUAAUCUUUUCCAACAUGUCAACAGACACUUCAGAUAAGUAUGAAACAUUUCACAAUGUUAACUUUCUCUUUAUCCAUGGUUGAUGUACAUUUCAGGGCCUCUUCAGUGUGGGUGGGGUAUAGCAUACAUUUUCAACAACAAAGACUGCACUUCCAGUUAGUUGAAUUAUUUUGUCUUCAUUCCCAGUUACAGCACAUGGAACCACCGUUGGCAUGCAAAACAUUCCAUCUUAAACAAAUAAAGCAUAACACGUUAUAAUUUAUAUCAAUUAUCAAUGCAGAAUGACGAAUUAGCCAUCUAUUGUGUUAUAUCAUAAAUUGUCUUGCAUGCCGUCACUGUUGUCAAAAGAAUAUAAACAUGUUAAAUAAAGUUACUAACCCAGUUA